ACAUUAAUUGUCUCGUCCUACUGCUAGCACCAGACCGCUGUCUUCUUGAGCACAUUGAGGUCUUCGGAUUUCUCCGGGGGUGGCCGCGCGCAGCACCGGCAAUGUCGUCAUGCAAGCGGUACUUGCCGUGCUUGAUAUUGUUGUUGCUGCACGGAGGACGAGGUGCGGUGGCCGGGAAGGUGUCGGCAAUCGUCGUGUUCGGCGACUCUUCCGUGGACACGGGGAACAACAAUUUCAUCCCGACCAUCGCGCGGAGCAACUUCUGGCCGUACGGCCGCGACUACGACGAUGGCCUCCCCACGGGCCGGUUCUCCAAUGGGCGCCUCGCCACCGACUUCAUCUCCGAGGCCUUCGGCCUGCCGCCGUCCAUCCCCGCCUACCUGGACAACAACUGCACCAUCGACCAGCUCGCCACAGGAGUCUCCUUCGCCUCCGCUGCGACAGGCCUCGAUAACGCGACGGCCGGCGUCUUGUCCGUGAUCACGCUGGACGAGCAGCUCGCUUACUUCAAGGAGUACACGGACCGCCUCAAGAUCGCCAAGGGCGAGGCGGCGGCGGAGGAGAUCAUCAGCGAAGCGCUCUACAUCUGGAGCAUCGGCACCAAUGACUUCAUCGAGAACUACUACAACUUGCCGGAGCGGCGGAUGCAGUAUACUGUGGGCGAGUACGAGGCCUACCUGCUGGGACUCGCCGAGGCCGCCAUACGCCGCGUGCACACCCUCGGCGGCCGCAAAAUGGACUUCACCGGGCUCACGCCCAUGGGCUGCCUCCCCGCCGAGCGGAUCGGCAACCGCGACAACCCCGGGGAGUGCAACGAGCAGUACAACGCUGUUGCCAGGACCUUCAACGCCAAGCUGCAGGAGCUCGUCCUCAAGCUUAACAAGGAACUGCUGGGACUGCAGCUCGUCUUCGCCGACACGUACCAGCUCCUCGCCAACGUCGUAAACAGGCCGGCCGACUACGGAUUUGACAAUGCUGUGCAAGGUUGUUGUGGGACGGGGCUUUUCGAGGCAGGUUACUUUUGUAGCUUCAGCACAUCAAUGCUAUGCGAAAAUGCCAACAAGUAUGUAUUCUUUGAUGCGAUCCAUCCCACGGAGAAGAUGUACAAAUAUUUGAUCUUCCUAAUAGAAAUGCGGCAUGGACAGGUCUAUACGGCCAUGCCUGUGUACAAUCUAUAAUGCACAUAGACACACCUACCGCUCCUCCACAUACAACUUUGAUUGUUGAAACCAUAUCAUAUACAAUUUUAAAUUAUAGCACGUGUACUAUAAAUUUUAUCUUAUAGAUCAA
This is a messenger RNA of Zea mays, 1290 nucleotides long. RefSeq lists its product as uncharacterized. NCBI's taxonomy places the organism in Eukaryota, Viridiplantae, Streptophyta, Magnoliopsida, Poales, Poaceae. The record is from RefSeq and is marked provisional. Gene Ontology annotation, molecular function: hydrolase activity, acting on ester bonds.